AUGCCUCGAUCGGCAGCCGGGAAGGCGAAGCGCCGUCGAAAACGCGACGAUUCUUCUUCAAACGAAGAAGAAGAAGAAGAAGAAGAAUCAGAAGAAGAAGAGAAAGAGGAGGAAAAGAAGAUCGAAGAUAUCGUCCGAACGAAGUUUGAAGGUGACGCACACCGAGCGCUUUUUCACAUGAUCGGAAAGAAAAGGAACCGUAACGACGGGAAAAGCGAAAGUGAUGAAGACGAAGACGAUGAGAAUUCCGAUUCGGGUGACGACGGCGAGGACGAAGAAGACGAGGACGAUGAUUCCGACGACGAAGAAUCAGAAUCAGAAUCAGAAGAAUCAGAAGCGCGAGAAUUAUUAGACGAAGACGGGGAAGAUAUCGACGAUGUGAGCAAAGUGCUCGAGUGGGAACCGAUCCCGGACGAGAGGCAAAAACGGUUCGACCGGAUGGGACCGCAGGACGACGUAUCGGACGUAUCGUCGAGCGAUGCAGAGUUAGAAGAAGAAGAAGAAGAAGUAGAAGAAAAAGCAAUGAUGAGUGACGCAGAAAAGAUGAUGGAAACGAAGAAGAUGAGAUCUUUACGCGCGAACGACGUUGAAAAUGAAGACAGAGAUAACGCGUUGACGUUGCAUUUGAAAAAAUGUCAAAACGAAGACGAGGAGACUUUGGCGGAAAGGAGGGAGAAGAGGGUGACGUUUACAUCGAUAUUUAACAAUAAGGACAACUGCAGUGGAGAUGAGAAAAAUGACGAGAGCAAUAACAGUAACGCGCGAUGGGAAAUGAGCGAGAACGUGACGACUUUACCGAUGGCGUUUAAAGAUGAGGCGUAUUUCGCCCCAAAGAAGAAGAAGAAGAAGAAGACGAUGAAAAAGGCAAAGAAAAAGAACGAAAAGAACAAAAACAGCGACGACGAAGAAGAAGAAGAAGAAGAAGAAGAAGAAGAAGAAGAAGAAGAAGAAGAAGAAGAAGAAGAAGAAGAAGAAGAUCCAUUGGCACUUCCUGGCGACAUUCCGUUAAAAAUCCGCGAACACUGGAAAAUCGUUCGGGCGAACGAGAUUCGAGACGAAGAAGAAAAACAAGAAAAUGAUGAUGAUGAAGAUGAAGAGAACAAGAAUCCGUCGUGUUUCAAAAAUCGAGCGCAGGCGGAGUUAUAUCACUUGGUGAGCACGUACGCUGAUAUCUCGCACACCAGACGCAUUCCGGAUAUAUCGCAUUUGUCGCAGAAAAAAAAUAAAGAAGACUCCACUCUUCGUUGGCGAAACCAAAAAGACGACGAACUUGACGCGAUACUCAUCCACGCGAUGACGCACAUUCAUCGAACGCGAAACCGCGUGAGUAAGAAUAACGAGAAGUUAGCCAAGAAAGUGAAAGCUGGUCAAGAGAUUUCCAUCGACGACACGCCAAGAGAUCAAGGUUUUGCGAGACCGACGGUUUUAUUCCUCUCGCCGAUGCGAAACGUGUGCGGUCGCGCAAUCAUGCGCUUUUUGAAAUUAUGUCCGAACGCGCACGGUCGAGCCGACGCGGUGAACAAACUCGAACGUCUAGAGAAUGACUUCCUCGCCGGUUACUCGUCCGACGAAACGUCCUCGGACGAGGACGCGAGCGACGAAGAAGACGACGAAGAGUUGAAGCGAAGGAAGAAGAAAAUGCAAAAGAAAAUAAACAAAGUGACCAAGAAGAAGAAGAAAUACAAAACGCACGUGCCUUUGGAGUAUAAAGAACUGUUUCGAGGGAAUCAGGACGAUCAUUUUCGAUUGGGUGUGAAAAUCACGAAAGCAGCCGUGCGUCCAUUCGUUGAUUUUUUCGGCGCCGAUAUCGUCUUCGCUUCACCUCUCGGCAUUGUCACCGCAAUGAAUGACGAUAUAAGCGCCGCUGAUUUCCUUUCUGCUAUUGAGCUCGUCAUCGUCGACCGAUGCGACGUCGUCGCCAUGCAAAAUUGGGAACAUCUGGAAACGGUUUUAGAAAAGUGCAACCAGUUACCGAAAGAUGCCAAAGACGUGGACGUGAAUCGAUGUCACGAGUUUCACCUGAACGGUGCCGCCGCUAGCGCGCGACAGACAAUAUUUCUGUCGCAAUUCGAAACCGCAGAAAUUAACGCGACGUUUAACGGAGCGUUAUGCGCAAACGUCGAGGGUAAAUUUCGUUUGCGCGCGACGAAAGAGAAAGGCGUGCUAGGAUUAGUCGCCUCUCCGGACGAUCCGAGGAAUCUACGGAAAAACGAAUCCGCGACUUUACCCAACCUCAUCUCCAGACAAGAGUUUGAGCUCGUUCGCGUUUCCAAGAAAAACAUCCAAGACGCGGACGAUAUUCGUUUCCGCCACUUCGCCAAAGUCGUUCUUCCUCGCAUCCGCGAAAACCCAGACCAAGGCCAACUCAUCUUCUGCGCCACUUACUUUGAGUUUGUCCGCGUGCGAAACCUCCUCGUCGAUCGAGAAGUUUCCUUCGCCAUCAACAGCGAAUACACCGACAUCGCCGAAGCCGCUCGAGCGCGAACGUUAUUCGCUGACGGCCGGAAGCGAUGUUUGCUCCUCUCCGAACGCGCCUACUUCUACCAAAGACGCAACAUCCGAGGCGUCAACUCAGUCUUCUUCUACUCGUUGCCGGAAAACCCGCAAUUUUACGCGGAAGUGUGUUCGUUCAUGAAGAACCCAUCGCCAACCAGAAACCACCAGAGCAACACCAAAAACCAAUUCAGAGGAGGAGGAAGAGGAGCAGGAGUGAGCGGUAACAAAACCGCUCACGCUCUCUUCACGCGCUUAGACGCUUUGAAGAUUGAACGCGUCUGCGGUACGAAAAGAGGCAAGAAAAUGAUUCAAGAAACCAAAGAGGUGGAUAAGAAAGACAACGACAUGUUCGUUUUCUGUUAA
Messenger RNA from Bathycoccus prasinos, 2859 nucleotides. RefSeq lists its product with no specific name. Bases 1 to 2859 code for a protein of 952 amino acids. Gene Ontology annotation, cellular component: nucleolus; small-subunit processome. The record is from RefSeq and is a predicted model, not a curated record. Gene Ontology annotation, molecular function: U3 snoRNA binding; rRNA binding. NCBI's taxonomy places the organism in Eukaryota, Viridiplantae, Chlorophyta, Mamiellophyceae, Mamiellales, Bathycoccaceae. Gene Ontology annotation, biological process: maturation of SSU-rRNA from tricistronic rRNA transcript (SSU-rRNA, 5.8S rRNA, LSU-rRNA). The transcript has a single exon.